Herpailurus yagouaroundi (jaguarundi) is the source of this 2511-nucleotide messenger RNA. RefSeq names its product tubulin tyrosine ligase like 2 (gene TTLL2). Gene Ontology annotation, molecular function: tubulin-glutamic acid ligase activity; tubulin binding. Gene Ontology annotation, biological process: microtubule cytoskeleton organization; protein polyglutamylation. The record is from RefSeq and is a predicted model, not a curated record. Lineage: Eukaryota; Metazoa; Chordata; Mammalia; Carnivora; Felidae. Gene Ontology annotation, cellular component: ciliary basal body.
AUGAGCGGUGUGACCUCCUCACUGUCCUCCCUCCUAGAGAUGAGGCUCAGACCAAGGGAGAAAUCAGCAGCUGGCCUCAGAAAACAAGGAGACUCCUUCGCCGCUCCCCGACUCUUCCCAACUUCAAAUCUGGAGAAGCAGAAAAGAAAACCUUAUUUGAUGGCAGAAGGCAGACCUUCGGGGGCCAUCCCGAAGCCACCGGUGUUCCCUGUGGACGACAGAACGCCGGAAGUGGUGCAGAGCAUCCUGCUGGAGCGAGGGUGGGACAAAUUUGAUGAAGGAGGGCAGAACAGCGACGACUGGAACCUGUAUUGCGGGACUUCCUCCUGCCGGAUGACUGAGCGCGUCCGCGUGAAGCCGGGGCAACGGCUGAACCACCACCCGGGCACCACCAGGCGGACCGGAAGGACCGCCUGGCCAGGCACCUGAAGCGCAUGGAAGAGGACGUCCGGCGGCCCCCUGCACGAGUUCAUCCCGCUGACGUUCGUCAUGCCCCACGACUACAACAAGUUCAUGGCUGAAUACUCGCAGGAGAAGCACGUGACGGCCGCAAAGCGCAGCUCCUGGACCUGCGAGCCUGUGGAGCCAUCUCGCGGGACGGGGAUCAUCAUUUCCAGUGACAUUAAAGGCUUAGUCUUUGAUGAUACAUACAUAGUACCGAAAUAUACCUGCCACCCUUUCCUCGUGGGCAGAGGUAAACCUGACCUCCGCAUCUGCGUCUGUACCACGGGCUUUAAGCCUUUGACCGUUUACGUUUAUCAGGAAGGGUUAGCGCGCUUUGCCACGGAGAAGUUCGACCUGAGUAAUCUGCAAAACAGUUAUGCCCCCUUGACCAACCUCGGCAUCAACAAGUCCGGGGCCUCGUAUGAGAAAAUCAAAGAAGUGAUCGGUCGCGGCAACAAGUAGACCCUCAGCCGGUCCUUCUCUUACCUUCGCAGCUGGGACGUGGAUGGCCUGCUUCUGUGGCAGAAAAUCCACCACGUGGCUAUUCUCACGGGGCUCGCCAUCACUCCCUCGGUCCCCUUUACGGCCAACUGCUUAGAGCUCUUUGGGUUUGAUAUUUUGAUUGAUGACAACUUGAAACCGUGGCCGCUAGAAGUCAACUUCAGCCCUGCCCUGUCCGUGGAUUGUUCGGCGGACGUUCUGAAGAGAAAACUCAUCCACGACACUGCUGAGCUGAUUUACUUGCGGGGUCUGAGGCACGGGAGGGCAGAGGGCAGUGGGUCCCGGGGGAGCGGCGGGGUCCCCCUCGCGGAGCUGGAUGCCGGUGGGCUCAACCGCAUGGGCAGAACCCUUCCUCGUGAGUCCCUCUUUCCGGUCAUGGGCAGACCGUUUAAGGAGGAAUCUGGUGAAGAAGCCGUAAAGAUAUGUCCCGAGAGUAAACGUGCCUCCCAGCCUAGGGAAAUGCCGAGUAGGAAGAAAGACCUUCUCCUUUCAACAAGAGGCCCCCAAACCAAGCCAAAGUUAAAGGGCAGACACACGCCCCACAAGGCGCUCAUUCAGUUCGUGUCCCUCAUCCAAGCGUGCACCCACCAGACAAGCAUCGCCCCGUGCGUCGCCUCGGACUAGAGCAAAGUGCCAGAUCUCCAAGAAGGGAAAUUUGUUCUCAUUUUUCCUUUCAACGAAGCAACUUUUGGAGCUUCCAGGAAUGAUUUAAACGUCAGGAGAAUAAUCCAAGAGUUCCAGAAACGAAUGAACAAACACCACUCCCAAGUGGCAGAAAAAGAAACAAAGAGAAGGUGACAUGGCUUUUGGGAAACCAAGGAUUCCCUUGCUGGGGACUGCAAUGGCUCAGCCCCUGCCCCUCUGCAUCCAGCACGUUGACCACGUCGCGGGGGCCGCCGAUGUGGGCGUAAAUAGAAAUAUAGCAACCCUGCCAAAGUAGAGCAUGUGCAAAUGAUGAUUAAAUUACAUGACCUAACUGGUGUAUUUGCUCCGACUGCUUUGGAAAAUGCCACACAGCCUCUUCCCUGUCCGUGGAAAUGCUUUAUCACAGUUACACUGUGCAUUUACCGAAACACGAAAACAAAAGAUAAUUAACGUAUCUUUUAAGGACUCUGAGGUGAAAACGGUACAAAAAAGGCCAAGGGUUAACUUUUUGUUUCUUAAUACACCAUUUUAUGUUCAAAAUUAUUUUUGUCAACUUGAUCAGUCAUCGGUAUAAGGCGAAUUACAGGAAACCUUCCCCCAGGGUACCCACGUGACUGUUAUGUAUAGGUCCUGGGUCCUAAAUCAGACAUUGCACCACAUUGCUCCCCACUGGGGUCAUCCAUCAACCGUAUUUGGAGAGUGUCCCCUCGUGGUUGGCCCCGUCACUGAUAGAUUACCAUCCCAGCACGCGACCUCAGAACCUUCCAGAUCUAGCCUUGUCACUCCUGCCACAUCAAAAAGCACUGAGGAGUCCUAAGACACAAAAGCCGCAGCAUUUACUUGAAAACAUCAUGCUGAGUGAGAAAAAAGCCAGACACAAAGGGCCACACGUAGUAAGAUACGAUUUACAGGAAGCGUCUG